Messenger RNA from Siniperca chuatsi (mandarin fish), 1417 nucleotides. RefSeq lists its product as uncharacterized. The record is from RefSeq and is a predicted model, not a curated record. The coding region runs from base 119 to 1006 and encodes 295 amino acids. NCBI's taxonomy places the organism in Eukaryota, Metazoa, Chordata, Actinopteri, Centrarchiformes, Sinipercidae. Gene Ontology annotation, molecular function: nucleic acid binding. The transcript has 2 exons.
GCAUUGUACACUGUACUUUCCUUACUAAUUUUUUUCCCCACAUAGGACUGCAAGACAAAUUCACAGGGGUGGCAGAGGGCCCCUUUUCACACGUGAACAGGAGGAGGCCAUUUGCACCAUGGUAAUAGAAAACAAUGCAAUAAGACUAAGGGAGAUAAAAAGUGCCAUUAUAGAGGACAACAACAUCUUUCAAAACAUCCAAACAGUCAGCAUCUCAACCAUUGAUAGGGUGCUGAAAAGACACCAAAUGAAUAUGAAGCAGCUCUACACUGUUCCGUUUGAAAGAAAUGGUGAAAGAGUGAAGGAGCUGCGUUACCAAUAUGUACAGCGUAUAAUGGAACUGGAAGCAAGUGAACCACCGCACAGCUUCCUCUACAUGGAUGAAGCUGGCUUCAACCUAACAAAACGUAGAAGGCGUGGUCGAAAUAUCAUCGGCCACAGAGCUACAGUUGAUGUGCCAGGCCAACGGGGCGGAAACAUAACCAUGGGUUGUGCAAUCUCUGAGAAUGGUGUGCUAACGCAUAUUCCCAUUAUUGGGCCAUACGAUACAGAGCGUCUUGUCACCUUUUUAGACACUCUCUACAGGGAUCUCAUCCCUGAACAAGAGAGGGGUCAGAUUGGAAAUGACCUGCCAAAGUAUGUGAUCGUUUGGGACAAUGUCAGUUUCCAUCAUUCCAACAUCAUCAGGCAAUGGUUUGCUGCCCAUGACGGGAUGCUGAUGGAGUUCCUCCCACCCUACUCUCCAUUCCUUAACCCCAUUGAGGAAUUUUUCUCAGCAUGGAGAUGGAAAGUAUACGAUCGUCAGCCACGUACACAAAUGACCCUUCUGGCUGCCAUGGAUGCAGCAUGUGACGACAUCACAGCAGAUGCCUGCAGAGGCUGGAUAAGACACUCAAAAAGAUUCUUCAUUGCAAGAGAAGAUGUUCGUUGUGAUGUGGAUGAGAAUUUGUGGCCCAACAGACAGGAUCGUCAAGAGGUGGAGGAAGAUUGUAAUUCCUUAAUGUAAUUUCUACAGCACCGCAUGUACAGUUUUUCCUAUGUUCACAUUUCUUCUUUAGGUUUUUUUUGUGUGCUAUUCAGUGCUGUCUUUUCAUUUCUGUAUCUCAAUGACAUGUUCUGUCAAUAAAAUACAGUACAAACAGUAAGAGUGUAAAUUUGAAUCUUUUCCAUUCUCUUGCAAUUACACUCACACAUACACUAAGAUGUAACUUACAAUUGACAAUAAUUGUCAUCAAAACUUUAGCCAUAGUUUCCAUCAGAACAUCCCUCCAGAGUAAACUGUUAUUGUGACAACAUGACUAAACAAUUUGACUGUCUUAUCCGUACACAAUGACACAAGGACUUGUCAUUCUGAUGGCACUGACAUGUUCAUUGACACAGAUAUUUACUUUUGAGAGAUGAACUAAGAAUUUUGAGU